Pseudoliparis swirei is the source of this 540-nucleotide messenger RNA. Its product is annotated as E3 ubiquitin/ISG15 ligase TRIM25-like. Bases 43 to 540 code for a protein of 165 amino acids. The record is from RefSeq and is a predicted model, not a curated record. Lineage: Eukaryota; Metazoa; Chordata; Actinopteri; Perciformes; Liparidae. The transcript has 2 exons.
UACACUUUGCUCGUCUUCUCAACAGCUGACUCACAAACUGAGAUGGCUGCUGCCAGCAAUCAGCUGUCUGAAGAUCAGUUCCUGUGCUCCGUCUGUCAGGAUGUGUUUAAUGAUCCAGUCACAACACCAUGUGGACACAACUUCUGCAAAAAGUGCAUCACUGAACACUGGAAUGUGAGUGACAGGUGCCAGUGUCCCAUGUGCCAAGAGGUUUUCACCACCAGACCAGAUUUGAGGGUCAACACUUUGUUCUCUGAGAUGGUUUCUCAGUUCAGACAGUCGACUCAGCAGAAAGCCAGAAGCAGCAGUUCAGAGCAACAAGAGUCCAAACCAGGAGAAGUUCCCUGUGACGUCUGCACUGGAACCAAACUGAAGGCCCUGAAGUCCUGCCUGGUGUGUCUGGUCUCCUACUGUGAGACUCACCUGGAGGGUCACCUGACAGCUUCACGCCUGAAGAGACAUCAGCUGAUGGACCCUGUGGAGAACCUGGAAGACAGGAUGUGUCUGAAGCACGAUAAACCUCGUCUGGAGCUGUUCUAG